Messenger RNA from Dicrocoelium dendriticum, 902 nucleotides. The record is from the annotation of a GenBank genome assembly. Lineage: Eukaryota; Metazoa; Platyhelminthes; Trematoda; Plagiorchiida; Dicrocoeliidae.
CUCGACUACCAUCCAAACUUGAACACCAACCGGAUAUCGCCGUUAAAUCUGAUCAGUCUUAAGCACAAUACCGCCAUGGUGCAAGAAUCACGAGCACCAGCUUCAAGCAGCGUCUAUGCAUUGACACGAACAACUGUCCAGCCCAACAAAAGGCCACCAACUCCUUGUUGAUCGUGUGGCCAAUGGUAUUACGCUCGCUUUCGUGCUUUCAAGAAACAUCAUUGCUAGUAGUGUCAGCGAUGAGGCCACAUUGAAGGCUUCUGUCGUUCCAUAAAUGCUUGGAAACCAACCAUGCAAAGGAGCGUCCACAGUUCCGCCACAGAAAUAUUCAAAAGGAAACCAUACAGAAAACAUCUUCGGUCACAUUGUGUGUUUGCAACCUUCAAACUCGAUUUCCAAUCCAGAAGAAAGUACUUAGCAGUCCUUGUCAGUGAUAUCCCAGUCCGCCUCCAGCUUGACACAGCUUCGGACAUUACGUUGAUCUCACGUUCCACCUGGGACUUAAUCGGUAAACCAGAAUUGUCAACCACCAAUCAUCAUACACGGAAUGCAUCCGGUAGUACUUUACUAUUGACUGGAGAACUAGUCUGUUAUGUGUUUUCCAACAAUGUGCAGUUCUCAGAAACAUGCUGUAUUACCGAUUCUCCCAAUUCAGACUCAUCUGGACUUGAUUGGAUUGAUAUACUUGGACUCCUCGAUGUCCCGCUUUCGUCCCUAUGUAACACUACGCAUUUGACCUCAACUCCACAGAUCGCGGAGCAACUUACAAACGAUCUUUAAGGGGAUGAGACUAAACCGGAAUUUAUCGAAAUCUUCUUGCUGAGUUAGAUGUUAACGCCAAAUAGAUACCCACCAGCAGAAGCUUUGAUGAACCGGAAGCUACGCUUACCCCUCGAUGUUAU